UUCUCUAAUCUUUUGCAUUUGUCUCAUAUUCUACAUUUAGUCUGAAAUGUAAGUUAUAUCUUUCGCAUUCAAUCUUUUAUAACAUUGUUAUUUUUGUGCUUCAUAUGGAUUUGAAAAGCUUUUGGGUUGCUCAUGAGAUGUUUUGCCUUUUGUUCUUCGUGCUUAUGGCGCACACCGCUUAUGGAGACGUGAGCUAUUCUUUUCCGGAGGAGAUGAAACGCGGAUCUGUGAUUGGAAAUAUAGCAAAAGAUCUCGGGCUUGAUGUGAACAGACUAUCACCUCGUAAGGCUCGAAUUCCUACUGAAGGAAACAGAAAACGAUACUGUGAUGUUAAUCUGAAUACUGGAGAACUGACAGUAGCGGAGAGGAUCGACAGAGAAAGUCUUUGUGGAAAGAAAUCUUCAUGCGUUAUAAAACAGGAGCUCGUGCUGGAAAAUCCUUUGGAGCUGCAUCGCUUCAUUCUCAACAUUGAGGAUAUAAAUGAUAAUUCACCACAGUUCACAGAUAGUGUUAUUAAAUUCGAAAUAAGGGAAUCAGCAGUCAAAGGAUCUCGUUAUUUAUUAGAUGAGGCCCACGAUGCGGAUAUUGGUGUGAAUUCAGUGCAGUCAUAUACAUUACAAAACAAUGAACACUUUAUUUUAAGUGUCCUUACGGGGUCAAAUGGAAGAAAAUAUGGAGAGCUCGAGCUCAAUAAAGAGUUGGAUCGUGAGCAGCAAAAAGAGGUGUCUUUAAUUCUCACUGCGGUUGAUGGUGGGACUCCACCGAGAUCAGGUACUGUAGCCAUACACGUCACUGUACUGGAUGCUAAUGAUAAUGCUCCAGUCUUUAGUCAGGCCGUCUAUAAAGUCAGUCUGCCUGAAAAUUCUCCUGUACAUACUGUAGUGGUUACUGUGAGUGCUACUGAUGCUGACGAGGGACAAAAUGGAGAGGUGACAUAUGCUUUUGGCCAUUUAUCAGAAAGCUUGCGUGAAUUAUUUUCUCUUGAUGCAGUGUCUGGUGAGAUUAAAUUUACAGGACUCAUUGAUUAUGAGGAGGAGAAUUCAAUCGAACUGCCAAUUCAAGCUAAAGAUGGUCAAGGGCUAGCAGGUCGGUCCAAUGUAGUAAUCGAUGUUAUUGAUAUAAAUGAUAACGCUCCUGUCAUUAUCACUUAAUUCCAUGAACACCCCGAUUCCCGAGAAUGCGUCACCCGGUACAGAGGUUGGCAUCAUUAAUGUGCAGGACAGAGACUCUGAGAAUAACGGACAGGUGCGCUGCUCCAUUCAGCAAAACGUCCCAUUUAAACUCGUAGCUUCAAUCAAAAAUUACUAUUCUCUGGUGACCACAGGUGAAUUAGACCGCGAG
Myxocyprinus asiaticus (Chinese sucker) is the source of this 1341-nucleotide messenger RNA. Its product is annotated as protocadherin beta-3-like. The coding region runs from base 105 to 1151 and encodes 348 amino acids. Gene Ontology annotation, molecular function: calcium ion binding. The record is from RefSeq and is a predicted model, not a curated record. The transcript is spliced from 3 exons. NCBI's taxonomy places the organism in Eukaryota, Metazoa, Chordata, Actinopteri, Cypriniformes, Catostomidae. Gene Ontology annotation, cellular component: plasma membrane. Gene Ontology annotation, biological process: homophilic cell-cell adhesion.